Messenger RNA from Apis cerana (Asiatic honeybee), 2253 nucleotides. RefSeq names its product inhibitor of growth protein 5 (gene Ing5). Gene Ontology annotation, biological process: regulation of DNA-templated transcription. Gene Ontology annotation, cellular component: nucleus. The record is from RefSeq and is a predicted model, not a curated record. Lineage: Eukaryota; Metazoa; Arthropoda; Insecta; Hymenoptera; Apidae.
AGUUGGUAACCAUGUCAGUAAUAUAUUGCUUUGCAUCUUAUAAUCAUUGAUCGUUUCUUUUCAAGAAAUUUAACAUAUUUUUUUAAUAAUAUCAUUUUUAAAUCUUUAUGCAAAAAAUUAUUCUAAUAUUAAUAUAAAAUAUAAAAUUUUCUUACAUUUUUUUUUUAAGUGACAAUAAACAUGACAACAGCACUGUAUCUAGAACAUUAUUUAGAUAGUUUGGAACAUCUACCUAUUGAAUUACAAAGAAAUUUCACUUUAAUGCGAGAUCUUGAUGCUAGAGCACAAGGAUUAAUGAAAGAUAUAGAUAAAUUAGCAGAUGAUUAUUUAAAAAAUGUAAAGAAAGAAUCCCCAGAAAAGAAAAAGGAACAAUUGACUCAUAUUCAAAACUUGUUUAAUAAGGCAAAGGAAUAUGGUGAUGAUAAAGUACAAUUAGCAAUACAAACAUAUGAAUUAGUUGAUAAACAUAUUAGGAGAUUAGAUUCUGAUUUGGCUAGAUUUGAAGCUGAAAUACAAGAUAAAGCUUUAAAUAGUAGUAGGGCACAAGAAGAAAAUAAUGCUAGUAAAAAGGGUAGGAAGAAAUUAAAAGAAAAAGAAAAACGAAAGAAAGGAGCUGCAGGUACUAACAGUGAAGAUGAAUCAAAAACAGCUAGAAAAAAACAAAAAAAAGGUAAAAUUAAUUAUUAUUAUUAUGUUUUUUAUUCAUCUAUGUUUUUAAAAGAAAUUAUUUAUAUUAAAUAUAUAUUUUUAGGAGGAUCUGUUGCUUCUGCUUCAUCAGCUGGAGCUGUAGGAAGUGGUGCUCAAGUAGAUUCUACUGCACUUGGUCAUCCAGCAGAUGUUUUAGAUAUGCCAGUUGAUCCUAAUGAACCAACUUAUUGCCUAUGUCAUCAAGUUUCUUAUGGGGAAAUGAUAGGUUGUGAUAAUCCAGAUUGUCCUAUAGAGUGGUUCCAUUUUGCAUGUGUUGGAUUAACUACAAAACCUAAAGGAAAAUGGUAUUGUCCAAAAUGUACACAAGAUAGAAAAAAGAAGUAAGUUUUAUGAAAUAAAAUAAUAUUGAUUUAUUUUAAAAUAAAAAAAAAAUUCAUGGAUUAUUUCUAAAAUUAUAAUACAAUAUUUUUCAUGGUUUAACAUGAAAAUGAAUUGAUUUGUAUAAAGAUAAACAAAUAGAAAAUUUGUAAAAAAAAAAAAAAAGAAAAGUAUAUAUAGAGUCAGUCACAAAAAUAUUCAGUAAAAAAUUUAAUAUUUUAAUAUUUUGAAAAAUCUAAUUUUAAUGAAAAUUUUUAUGUAUAUAGAGCAUAAGAGAUUAUAUGUAAAGUAAUUUAUUUUUCAGAAAAUUUUCUUAAAUGUAUGAAAACAAUCUUCAAAUUUUUAUUAUUUUUAUUUGUUUUAUAUACACAAUUUCAAUUGAAAGUCUUUAAUAGAGCAAAACAUAAAUAUUUUAUAGUUUAAUAUUUUGUAAUUUCAUAAAGUUAUAUUUAAAAAGCGAAUAAUAUUGAAAGUUUAAGGAUUGAUUUUGUUUUCUCAAAAUAAUAUUCUAUUAAUAAAAAAAUUGCCAUAUAUAAUAUAUAAUCUAUUAUCUAUGUAUAUAUACAAUAUUUCAUAUGAAACAUUAUUAUUAUUAUUGAUUUUGAUGAUAUAAUUUAUUAGUAAGUUAAAUUUCACAAUAUGUAUGAAUACCAUUGCGACUGAUUGUAUAUUAUUCAUAUAAUUAAUAUAUAUAUGUAUAUAAAAAAAGUACAUUAAAAAAUUGGAUUUACAUUACAGCUAAUAUUGCUAGGAAAAAUUAUUCUUAAAAUAUCUACUUCUUUUUGAAAAAAAAAAAAUUAAGUAUUUUAUUUUAAAAAUAAUUUACAUUUCUUAUUAUAGUUUUUAUUAAAAAUAAUUAAAUAUUACAUUUAAUAUUUAUGUCAGCAAUAUAAGAUGUAAUGAAAAUGCAGUAAAUUAAUAGCUUAUCACAGAAAAGAAAAUCGACCAUGACUAUUAUUGUCUUUCUAUUAUUUCUUUUAGAUAAAAGUAGUAAUUUAUUAUAAAUUGGUCAUUUUUGAAUAUCUGUGAUUUGCUCAAUUGAAAUAUAAUAUCUUAUUCUACAUAAUUAUUGUAUUAAAAUAGAAAAAAUAUUGCUGUUUUUAUAUUUUAUAAAUGUAAAUGAUAUAUAUAGAGUAAAUUUUUUUCUAUGUAUAUAUAUCAUAUAUACACAUGUAUGUAUGUAUACUAUACAUAUAUAAUGAGAAAAAUAUAUUUAAUUUACAAAAA